AUGUUUAGAAACGCCCUACGGCAAUCUAGCCGCACGGUUACGGCCGUCUCGGCUACGGGUAGGAUCGCAGCGGCUGAUUCUCCCGCGCAACAGAUCCGAACCUUUGCCCCAGCACCUCUGGUGUCAGCCUCGAAACAAACCCGAUCAUAUGCCGCUGAAGCCAAGGCUGCUCCUACUGAAGUGUCCUCUAUCCUUGAGCAAAGGAUUCGAGGUGUUCAGGAAGAGGCAGGUCUUGCGGAAACCGGCAGAGUCCUCUCUGUUGGUGAUGGUAUUGCUCGUGUCCAUGGAAUGACCAAUGUCCAGGCAGAGGAGCUUGUUGAAUUUGCCUCGGGUGUGAAAGGAAUGUGUAUGAAUUUGGAGGCUGGUCAAGUUGGUGUUGUGCUGUUUGGUUCUGAUCGUCUGGUCAAAGAAGGUGAGACAGUUAAAAGAACUGGCGAGAUUGUUGAUGUUCCUGUUGGACCUGAAAUCUUGGGUCGUGUUGUUGAUGCUCUGGGCAACCCAAUUGACGGAAAGGGUCCUAUCAAGACCUCUGAAAAACGCCGCGCUCAGCUCAAGGCGCCUGGUAUUCUGCCACGUAAAUCUGUCAACCAACCUGUGCAGACUGGUCUUAAGAGUGUUGACUCCAUGGUUCCCAUUGGCCGUGGUCAGCGUGAAUUGAUCAUUGGCGAUCGCCAAACCGGAAAGACUGCUGUGGCCUUGGAUGCUAUGUUGAACCAGAAGCGAUGGAACAGCAGCGCCGACGAGGCUAAAAAACUAUACUGUGUUUAUGUUGCGGUUGGCCAAAAGCGUUCAACUGUUGCCCAGCUUGUUAAGACCCUGGAGGAAAAUGAUGCCAUGAAAUAUUCAAUUGUUGUUGCCGCCACCGCAUCCGAGGCUGCCCCUCUUCAGUACAUUGCACCCUUCACUGGAUGUGCCAUGGGAGAAUGGUUCCGUGAUAAUGGAAGACAUGCACUCAUUAUCUACGAUGAUUUGUCGAAGCAAGCUGUCGCGUAUCGUCAAAUGUCUCUUUUGCUUCGUCGCCCUCCGGGUCGUGAAGCCUAUCCUGGCGACGUUUUCUAUCUUCACUCUCGCUUGCUUGAACGUGCCGCGAAACUCAACGACAAGCACGGCGGUGGAUCCCUUACUGCCCUUCCAAUCAUCGAAACCCAAGGCGGUGACGUGUCAGCUUAUAUCCCGACUAACGUCAUUUCCAUUACGGAUGGCCAGAUCUUUUUGGAAUCCGAAUUGUUUUACAAAGGAAUUCGUCCCGCUAUCAAUGUCGGGCUGUCUGUCUCACGUGUCGGUUCGUCAGCUCAACUGAAGGCUAUGAAGCAAGUUGCAGGGUCUUUGAAACUUUUCUUAGCCCAGUAUCGCGAAGUUGCUGCUUUUGCGCAAUUCGGUUCCGAUUUAGAUGCCUCGACCAAACAAACCCUCAAUCGUGGUGAGCGCUUAACCGAAUUACUGAAACAGAAGCAAUAUUCCCCCAUGGCCGUCAACGAAAUGGUUCCACUGAUUUAUGCUGGUGUUAAUGGUCAUCUUGACUCCAUCCCUGUGAAGAAAAUUCUUCAGUGGGAAGCUGAUUUCUUGGCCCAUUUGAAAGCAAAUGAGGCCGAUGUGCUCGAAAAGAUUGAGAAAGAAGGGCAACUCAGCAAGGACUUGGAGGCUCAGCUAAAGGAUGUUAUUCUUGCGUUUAAUAAGAGCUUCUCAUAG
Molecule: messenger RNA, 1689 nt
Organism: Ophidiomyces ophidiicola
Lineage: Eukaryota; Fungi; Ascomycota; Eurotiomycetes; Onygenales; Onygenaceae
Gene: ATP1
Product: Alpha subunit of the F1 sector of mitochondrial F1F0 ATP synthase
Exons: 6
Coding region: 1-1689 (562 amino acids)
Biological process (GO): proton motive force-driven ATP synthesis; proton transmembrane transport
Molecular function (GO): proton-transporting ATP synthase activity, rotational mechanism; ADP binding; ATP binding
Source: RefSeq, a predicted model, not a curated record